AGGACGGAAGUGAAGCUAACUUUCUGCGGAAGUCCAUAAAAGAAAACAAAUCCAUCUAUCUGUGCAAAUAGGGUGUCUGUUUCCGAUUUAAAACCGGUGAAGACCUCUCAAACGGUAGCUAUUUUCCAUAACAGUAGCCAUUAUCGCGACUUAAACAGCCCCGCCACGAAAUACUUCAUACACUAUGGAGUUCCUGUUUGGGAAGAGGAAGACCCCAGAGGAGAUGCUGAGGCAGAACCAGAGGGCACUGAAUCGGGCCAUGAGAGAUCUGGACAGAGAGCGACAAAGACUGGAGCAGCAGGAGAAGAAAAUAAUAGCUGACAUUAAGAAAAUGGCCAAACAAGGACAAAUGGAUGCUGUCAAGAUCAUGGCGAAGGACUUGGUUCGCACAAGGCACUAUGUGAAGAAAUUUAUUAUGAUGAGGGCAAAUAUCCAGGCAGUCAGUCUGAAAAUCCAGACUCUCAAGUCAAACAACAGCAUGGCACAGGCAAUGAAAGGAGUCACCAAAGCCAUGGCUACCAUGAACAGACAGAUGAAGUUGCCACAGAUUCAGAAGAUCAUGAUGGAGUUUGAACGACAGAGUGAGAUCAUGGACAUGAAAGAGGAGAUGAUGAAUGAUGCCAUAGAUGAUGCCAUGGGUGAUGAGGAUGAUGAAGAAGAGAGUGAUGCUGUUGUGUCCCAAGUGUUGGACGAGCUGGGUCUCAAUCUCUCUGACGAACUCUCAAAUCUGCCAUCCACGGGAGGUAGCCUCUCAGUGGCAGGUGGGAAGAAAGCUGAACCCCAGCCAGCUCUGGCAGAUGCAGAUGCUGACCUGGAAGAGAGACUGAAUAACCUCAGGAGAGACUGACA
This is a messenger RNA of Salvelinus sp. IW2-2015, 849 nucleotides long. Its product is annotated as charged multivesicular body protein 2a. NCBI's taxonomy places the organism in Eukaryota, Metazoa, Chordata, Actinopteri, Salmoniformes, Salmonidae. Gene Ontology annotation, cellular component: ESCRT III complex; multivesicular body. The record is from RefSeq and is a predicted model, not a curated record. Gene Ontology annotation, biological process: late endosome to vacuole transport; protein transport; endosome transport via multivesicular body sorting pathway.